AUGAACUAUCUUCAUCUGUUCCUGUGCCUUGUGCUCUGCCUUUCCAGCAGUAGGAGUAGGAACUAUCCAAGACACAUUACCAGAUUGACUCCGAAAAAUAAACGCUAUUGGAGGAAUCGAAACAACUGGAGCAGGGGUGGUUGGCAGGUGCGCAUUGUCAGCGCUGAUGGAGCUUUCAGUUGUGGGGGCGCCUACAUUGCUCCAUUAUUGGUGGUAACAUCUGCCUUUUGUAUACAGCCGUUUCGUUAUGUUCUGGACCAGGUCAGCGUGGAAUCGAUAGCGUAUACAAAUUCGGAUUUCGAUCAAUUUGCCUCAAUUGAUACAGUCUAUACACCUAAUGAUAGAAAUAUGACAGCUGGCGAUAUAGCUUUGGUGCGAUUAAAGUCCCCACUUAAGGGUAAGCUAACAGAGUUUAUAAGACUUUGCCGUAGAAAGAUAAGAGAUGACAUGAAUUUAACCGUCAUGGGAUAUGGUCGAGGUAAAUCGGAAAUUCAGCCUACUUUCACAUUUUCGAAUAGAUCACUGAUAGUUCAAGUGGGCGAGAGAUGUCGUCAUAAGGGUGAAAUGCUUCAUAAGUCAACGAAUUUUAGUUUCUGUGUGUUCCAUCAGGAUAAGCAGAAUAAGUGCCACUAUGAUGGGGGUUCGCCCUUAAUUUGGGAAAAUGAACUCUGCGGCUUAGUUUCAUGGGGUCCAUGGUGUCAAAUGGAUUCCUAUCCAGACUUUUAUAUAGAUAUUUUUAAGGCCAAGAAAUAUAUACAGAAAACAGAAGACGAUAUAUUAUGUGGCGAGUUGGCCUAAAUGGGGAGUUCAAUAUGCGCCAUUUAGAGCGUGGCGCGAAGAUCUUGGGUGAUUAGUUUAGAAUCAAAAUGAAUGCCAAAUUGUACACUUCGACCAAAGGUCGAUUCCUCCUAUCUAUCUAUGGAAUCCUCGGUAUCGUUCUCGAAGCCGCCCAGGCAUCGGAACCUUUUGUAUUGGGCAGUGCAAACAAUUUGCACAUAAAGUCAGCCGUAAGAACUGUGGACACAGAGGGCUACCAGCUGACAGAGGGCACUGCACAUGUAGGACCUUGGCUAUUGCGCAUUUUAGAUGGCGAAAGAUUCGCCUGCGGUGGUGUCUACUAUGCACCAUUGUGGGUCAUCACAUCGGCAAAUUGUAUGUAUUUGUAUCGUAGUCGACUAAACCAAUUAAGUGUGGAGUAUGUCACACCCCGGUCGGGGGAGAGCAAGAAUUAUGCUUUAAUAGACAGCGUCGUGGUGCCCAAAAUGUUUCGCCAGUAUAGUAAUUUUAUGGACAUAGCCAUGGUGAAGCUGCUCAAUCCCAUUGAGCGUGAUGGUGAUUUUGCCAAACUGUGCAGCAAACCGCUCCGCGAGCACCCCCAACUGGCUGUUGUGGCCUGCGGCGCUGGUCCGGACGAAGAGUUGCGGACGGAGCAGAUUUCCCUGAUGAAAAAAAUGGAGUGCGAGAAUGAGUAUGGAAAACUACGGCUCACCGAGACCAUAGCAUGUGGCCAUGAAUUCAACCGGCCUCGGGAGUGCAUGUUUGAAUUUGGUUGCCCUGUCACAUCACAGGAUAAAGUUUGCGCCAUUGUAGCCUAUGGACCGGAAUGCUCUAAGCCUGGUGCUCCUGGACUAUUUACUGACAUAUAUCAGGUUAGGCACUUCAUCCUAAAUGCCGUCCGAAAUAAGCCCCAUAGAAAACACAAGAUUCGCCGAAUUUCACGGCGCUCCAGACGAGUAUAUUAGAUCCUCUAUUGAAUUGCGAGUAAAACAAUUCUGUCAAUUUCAAA
This is a messenger RNA of Drosophila willistoni, 1786 nucleotides long. Its product is annotated as seminase. Bases 1 to 798 code for a protein of 265 amino acids. Lineage: Eukaryota; Metazoa; Arthropoda; Insecta; Diptera; Drosophilidae. Gene Ontology annotation, molecular function: serine-type endopeptidase activity. Gene Ontology annotation, biological process: proteolysis. The transcript has 2 exons. The record is from RefSeq and is a predicted model, not a curated record.